CUUUGAAACUUCAAGGCGAGGAAGAAAAUGACAUCCGUGUUUGCACUGUUUGCAGCAAUUUCGUGAAUGGUUGUUUACUCCAAUGGAUUCUACGGUACUCAAUCGAAAACAUUAAUAACUAAUAAUGUGAAUUAAGUUGGCGAUCGGAUGAUGUGGUGGUGCGUGAUGUGAUUUUCGUCAGGGGCAAACGUGCAAACCGUUCGUAACAAUCACGAUGUCAGGUAGAAAUCGGCCCAUGCAGCAUAAGAAUUUUUCCACGAUAUUUUCCAAGCUCCAAGGGGCUUUUUCCGACGCUGUGGCCCAUCCGAAGUUCGCGACCGACAAACGGACUUUAGACAAAACAUGGAAACUGAUGGACAAAGUGGUCAAACUGUGCCAACACCAGCGAAUGAACCUGAAAAAUUCACCUCCAUUCAUUCUGGAUAUUCUACCGGAUACCUAUCAAAGACUGCGGCUCAUCUACUCAAAGUAUGAGGACAACAUGUCGGCAUUGCAUAGCAUCGAGUAUUUCAACGUAUUUAUUAUCAAUCUAAUGCGAAAGUGCAAACAGGCCAUCAAACUGUUCAAGGAGGGCAAAGACAAGAUGUUCGAUGAGAACUCGCAUUAUCGUCGAAAUUUAACCAAAUUAAGUUUAGUGUUUAGUCAUAUGUUAAGUGAACUCAAAGCGCUUUUCCCGAACGGGUGGUUCGCUGGGGACCAGUUCCGAAUCACCAAGUCUGAUGCUGCCGAAUUCUGGAAGAACAACUUUGGCAAUAGUACUUUGGUUCCUUGGAAGAUUUUCCGCCAAGAAUUAAACAGCGUGCAUCCGAUCAGUUCAGGGUUGGAAGCCAUGGCCUUAAAAUCCACCAUCGAUCUCACCUGUAACGAUUACAUAUCCAAUUUCGAGUUCGACGUGUUCACCAGAUUGUUCCAGCCAUGGACGACACUUUUACGAAACUGGCAAAUCCUGGCAGUUACUCAUCCCGGGUACGUGGCAUUUCUCACAUAUGACGAGGUGAAGGCACGAUUGCAACGCUAUAUGGGCAAAGCUGGCUCGUACGUGUUCCGAUUGUCCUGCACCAGGCUGGGCCAAUGGGCCAUCGGUUAUGUUACGCCCGAUGGGGAAAUUUUGCAAACGAUACCGCAAAAUAAGAGCUUGAUCCAGGCGCUGUUGGAUGGAUAUCGGGAAGGGUUCUACCUCUAUCCGGAUGGUCGGGCGAACAAUCCAGAUCUGGCAUGGGCAGUGCAACCGAGCCAGGAAGAUCACAUUGCAGUCACCCAGGAACAGUACGAGUUGUAUUGCGAGAUGGGCAGCACGUUCCAGCUGUGUAAAAUUUGCGCCGAAAACGAUAAGGACGUUCGGAUAGAGCCGUGCGGGCACUUGCUGUGCACUCCGUGCCUAACCGCAUGGCAAGCAGGUUCAGAGGGGCAGGGCAGCCAAGGAUGUCCAUUCUGCAGGGCCGAAAUUAAAGGGACCGAGCAAAUCGUCGUCGAUCCGUUCGAUCCGAAGAAGUCGCACAACAGGAAGAAUUUCCCGACCUUUUCGCAGAACAUUACCAAUCUGGACGACGAGGAGGAAUUUGAGGAUGCCGGAGAACUGUGGAACUGUGCAGGCAGCAGCUUGCAUGCGCUGGCGCUCAAGCCCCGGACCGAAGUUUCGCACUCCUCCAGCCCGAUGAUCUCGCCUGGAAGUAGUCCGAGAUUCGUGCGCAGGAAUCCUCCAGGUACCAUCAUAGUGCCCACUGCUGUCCCGCCCCCACUACCGCCCCGGAAAAGUUCACCAACCCAAGAACUCCCACCGAUCCCCACAACGUCAUCCUCGCAGGCGUUUCGCAAUGGAAGCCCCAAUAUCCAUGCAGGUUUGAGCGAAACACAAUCACAAUCGGUAACGAACCUAACCAGUCACCAGCCGGUUGAGGUGCAACUGCCGAAGAGCAGCUCUAUGUUGGAGAUGCGCCAUUCUGAGUCGGGAGGAGGCGGGCCGGUUGAGUUGAGCACGCCCGAAACGAUCGUCGGUCUGGUCGUUUCAAAUUGUGAUAAUAAUGUUAUCGAUACGAGCAAAACGCCGCCCAGACAUCUGAGUUGCCCGUCGAACCGCACGGCGCGCAAACCCGCACCCCCAAAAUCCCACACCACCCCGAACAUCAGCAGCAGCAAGCCGUACGAGAAUAUCGAGGUGGAGCUGCGCCAUCUGAAGAACAAGAAGCUGGCGAAUCCACUCGAGCGCGAAGCGAGUGUUCCGUACGAAAACAUCAACAUAAACUAUAUCAAAAAACUGGUUAGCGAAGGCUACUCUAGAGACUCAGUAAUAAGGGCUUUGGGUAUAACGGGAAAUAACGUAGAUAUGGCUUGUGAUAUUUUACACGAAUUCGGUACAAAAUUAGGAUAGCAAGUAGCCUUAGCGGGGCCCCUCGAUUUUAAUUUACUCAUUUUCACUCAGUUCCACUAAUUGAAUAAUUGCCAGCGACUGAAAGGGAAAAAGCGUUUCUAAACUUGAUGGACGCUGUUUUCUACCAUGGAAUCCAGCGUAUCGGAUUGGGGAUGAAAAGGAUCAAUUUUCGCCUACCGAUUGAACCAAAUGCAAUAAAAUUAGAGUACGAAAAUCAAUUUUUUUAGAUCUUUUCGUCGUCUGGUUCAAUGUUUUUCUUUUUCGUGCAACUUUUCUCAGAAAUAAACCAUAAUUACUGUA
Molecule: messenger RNA, 2668 nt
Organism: Dendroctonus ponderosae (mountain pine beetle)
Lineage: Eukaryota; Metazoa; Arthropoda; Insecta; Coleoptera; Curculionidae
Gene: Cbl
Product: E3 ubiquitin-protein ligase CBL-B
Exons: 7
Coding region: 215-2368 (717 amino acids)
Biological process (GO): cell surface receptor signaling pathway; negative regulation of epidermal growth factor-activated receptor activity
Cellular component (GO): membrane raft; plasma membrane
Molecular function (GO): calcium ion binding; receptor tyrosine kinase binding; phosphotyrosine residue binding
Source: RefSeq, a predicted model, not a curated record